Columba livia (rock pigeon) is the source of this 1731-nucleotide messenger RNA. RefSeq names its product akirin 2 (gene AKIRIN2). Gene Ontology annotation, molecular function: transcription coregulator activity. Gene Ontology annotation, biological process: positive regulation of transcription by RNA polymerase II; positive regulation of innate immune response. Gene Ontology annotation, cellular component: nucleus; chromatin. The record is from RefSeq and is a predicted model, not a curated record. The transcript is spliced from 5 exons. NCBI's taxonomy places the organism in Eukaryota, Metazoa, Chordata, Aves, Columbiformes, Columbidae. The coding region runs from base 482 to 1060 and encodes 192 amino acids.
UUGAAUCCGCGGCGUUGUUAUUGACGCCAUAUUGCUGGUGUGGGAGUCACAGAGGGAAGCGCCGCUGCCGCCGCCGCCCGGGCCCCGCCGCCAUCGCUCGUCAUCGGCUGCCCCAGACCGGGUAGCCGGGCCCGGCCCCGCGCCCCUCGUCUCAGCUCCUGCCCCGCCACCGGCCGCGGGCGGAAUUGGCCCAGCCAGGGUAGGGUGGGCGGCGAGCGCGGGGAUUCAGCCGGCCGAGCCGGAGCCGCUGGGGGGGCCGGGGCCGCUCCCCAGAGAGAGGCCGACAGGGAGGCGGCGGAGGCCCUGACGCAGCUGCCCCCUCCUUUCCCCGCCGCCCUCCCUUCCCUCCCCCCCAGCCCGCCCCAGCCAGCGGGGAAGGCGCCUCUGGGCAGGGCCGGCUGCUGCCACCACCGCUGCCGCUGCCGUCUCCCCUGGCCUUCGCUCCGAGCCCCCUUCCUCAGCCCCGCCGCCGCCCCGCGCCAUGGCUUGCGGCGCCACUUUGAAAAGGACUCUGGAUUUCGACCCGCUGCUGAGCCCGGCGUCUCCGAAGCGGAGGCGAUGUGCGCCAUUGUCAGCCCCGGCCUCGGCUGCCGCCUCCUCCUCCUUCGCCGCCGCCUCCCCGCAGAAAUACCUGCGCAUGGAGCCCUCACCCUUCGGAGAGGUGUCGUCCCGGCUCACCACAGAACAAAUUCUGUACAACAUAAAACAGGAGUACAAACGCAUGCAGAAGAGGAGACACUUAGAAAAUAGCUUCCAGCAGACAGAUCCUUGUUGUUCUACUGAUGCACAGCCACAUGCAUUUCUCCUUACUGGACCAGCUUUGCCAGGUACUUCAUCUGCAGCAUCAUCACCAUUGAAAAAAGAACAGCCCCUGUUUACUCUCAGACAAGUUGGAAUGAUCUGUGAACGUUUGCUGAAAGAACGUGAAGAGAAAAUCCGUGAAGAGUAUGAAGAAAUUUUGACCACAAAACUUGCAGAACAAUAUGACGCAUUUGUGAAGUUCACGCAUGAUCAAAUCAUGCGACGAUAUGGAGAACAGCCCGCCAGUUACGUUUCAUGAAUCACACUUCUGCAUAUGUGGGCUGCCCUAUACACCCUGUUUUAUUGUUGCAAGCUGUCCCAGUAAAGACUUGCAGCAAUGCCAUAUUUUUUCCCCCUGUGAACACAGGUUAUUUCAAGCUUUUGUCAGUGGCAACCACUCUUAUGCAGCAACUGGUUUUGGAGUGCUCCCUGAUGUCAGUACCACCUGGAUGUGGACCUUUGCUACCUGUAAUAAUACCAGUGGCCUCAUUUGCUGUAUCAUUACAAUUUGGCUUCUUAUGUUAAUAAGUUGGAAAAAGUAAAGGAUUAAAGCUGGUGUUCUAGAAGUUGCCCUUCACUGGUUGUGUAAAUAAAAACGUAGAAUGACACUUCUGACUGAAGUUAGUGUGGUUUUCAUAACUGUGCACUACAACAAAGCUAUAAUCAGAGUUAAAUUAGAAUGUAAUCCCAGGACAAUUUUAAGCAAAUAGCCCACAGUACUGCCUGUGAAAUAGUGAAGGAGGGCAUUUCUGUAUUCCAUGACUUUUUUGGGGGUUAAGAAUGGGUUUAUAUGAUUUCUCAUUUUUGUAGUUUUUAUUUAUUCUAUCAGUCUUUAACAAAUGUUUAUUGCUGCAAUUUUUCAGUGUAUCAUUGUUUUACUGCCCUUGUAGUACUGGAAUUUAGUUGGAAGAAUAAAACAUUUACUUCUAA